AUUGCGCCGUUUUUCUCUAUAGCUAGUUAGGAAAUUUCAGCUAUCCUGUGGUCGUAUUCUGGUGAACUUUUCUGAGAGUGUCCGACAACUGUGUAGCUAUUUCCGAUUAACCUACAAAGUUUGGGUGCUUGCAAGGAGGUGAGGAGAUUUAAAGAUCAAUUUUGUCUUUUAGCCACAGAACACAUAGCAAUGGAAUCAACUGGAGCUCCUUCAUCAUCCAUGGAGUCUAGGACGGGAGUCAAUAUUCCAUCUGCAGAUUCUUCUACGCUCCCUUGUCCGCGGCCAUUUGCAUCUCUGGUCUCCGAACAAGUAGUUGAACCUCAGGAGCUACAUGAUUUAUCUCCCGAGGAAAACAUACAAGGAAGUAGUGCACAUGGUUUAUCAAAAACCACAAUUGAAAAGAGCUGGAGAAUAGUUUUUAGACUUCUCCAACGAAGUGAUGCUUUAAAUUGUUAUAUAUUGGAAAUGCAUGAGGUUGAAGGCGAAAAAACUAGGAGAUUUCAAUCAACAGUUCAUUCAAAUAAAGUAAAUACAAGGGUUCUCUCCAUGAAUGAACCUAUUACAACAAGGCCUACAGUUCAAAUUUGUAACAAUAUCAAUCUUCAACCAAGGAGCAAGAUUCCCCUAAAUAAACGAUUGGGGAAUUGGGUAGUAGAGCAGCGCAAGUUUAACGAAUCCGAACGUAGAGACAAGUAUUACAUACAUACUAUUAUGGGAAAAAAGUUUCGAUCAAUAAAUGAAGUCGCGACAUUUAUACUAUGCAACGUGUUUAUCGAAGAUUUGAGGAUGGAGUAAGGUCAUAGAAUUUCUGAAGGUUGCUUAUUUUGAAGUUCGUUUUAUAUAUAUAUAUAUAUAUUCUUACAAUAAUGCUAAUUGUUAUGAA
This is a messenger RNA of Andrographis paniculata, 883 nucleotides long. RefSeq lists its product as uncharacterized. Lineage: Eukaryota; Viridiplantae; Streptophyta; Magnoliopsida; Lamiales; Acanthaceae. Bases 190 to 795 code for a protein of 201 amino acids. The transcript is spliced from 8 exons. The record is from RefSeq and is a predicted model, not a curated record. Gene Ontology annotation, molecular function: DNA binding.